Messenger RNA from Adineta steineri, 777 nucleotides. NCBI's taxonomy places the organism in Eukaryota, Metazoa, Rotifera, Eurotatoria, Adinetida, Adinetidae. The record is from the annotation of a GenBank genome assembly.
AUGUCCAGUUACGCUUCACAACCCAUUAGUCAACAACGAGAAAGUGGUUCUCAAAGAAGUGGUGAACAACGGCCAAUAGCAUCGUCGACUGUUUCCCAAAAUAAUGAGCCAGAGCGACGUCAAUCAUCGAGAUCUACAGAAACUGCAAGCAGUAGACACCAUCGCAGUGAUAGAAGACGUCCAGUAAUAUUUGUAAUCUAUUAUUCGAUGUAUGGACAUAUUGAACGUAUGGCAAAAGAAGUCUGUGACGGUGUUGAAUCUACAGGCUGUGAAUGUCGUCUAUUUCAAAUAGCUGAGACAUUACCCGCUGAAGUUCUUGCUAAAAUGCAUGCUAAAGAAAAGAAUAGCCAAAUACCAAUUAUCAAAGCCGAACAGUUACCCGAGGCUGAUGGUAUCAUUUUUGGUAUACCUACUCGUUUUGGCUCGACACCAACACAGGUCCGUGCUCUAUUUGACCAAUGUGGUGGUCACUGGAUGUCUGAUGCACUUUUCGGCAAGCCAGUAGGCGUCUUCUUCUCAACAGGUUCGAUCGGCGGUGGUCAAGAAACUACAGCACUCACCUGUGUGACCUUUUUUGCUCAUCUUGGGAUGAUUUUUGUACCACUCGGUUAUAAGAAUAAACGUUUACAGAGCAAUGAUGAAGUACAUGGUGGAUCAGCAUAUGGUGCGGGUACACUUGCCGGUGACGGUUCAAGACAACCAAGUGAACUUGAAUUGGAUCUUGCUAAAAGUCAAGGGCAUCAAUUCGCAAAAGUUGUGAAGAAACUAGCACGUUGA